Molecule: messenger RNA, 624 nt
Organism: Lathyrus oleraceus (garden pea)
Lineage: Eukaryota; Viridiplantae; Streptophyta; Magnoliopsida; Fabales; Fabaceae
Exons: 1
Coding region: 1-624 (207 amino acids)
Source: RefSeq, a predicted model, not a curated record
AUGAAGGAUUUGGGCCCUCUGAGUUACUUUCUGGGUAUUGCAGUAUCUCAUCAUCCUGAUGGCAUAUUUCUCAGUCAAAACACUUAUGCUUCAGAGAUUAUUGAACGUGCUGACAUGGCAUUUUGUAAACCAUCAGCCACUCCUGUUGACACCAAGCAGAAACUCAGCACCUCCUCCGACACUUCUUAUGAGGAUCCCUCAUUGUAUCGGAGUCUUGCAGGGCCCCUACAGUAUCUCACCUUCACUCGACCUGAUAUAUCAUAUGCUGUUCAACAAGUUUGUCUUCACAUGCAUGCCCCUCACACGAAACACAUGUUUGCUCUUAAGAGCAUUUUACGCUAUGUUCAGGGCACCUUACAUUUUGGACUACACUUAUCCCCAUCUCCCAUUACAAAGCUUAUCUCCUACACUGAUGCUGAUUGGGGUGGAUGUCCUGAUACUAGACGUUCUACAUCUGGUUACUGUGUUUUUCUAGGUGACAACCUUAUUUCCCGGUCUUCCAAAAGGUAUCCAACUCUCUCCUGUUCCAGUGCUGAAGCCGAAUAUAGAGGGGUUGCCAAUGUUGUCUCCGAAUCGUGUUGGAUUCGCAAUCUUCUUCUGGAACUCCAUUUUCCUAUUCCUUAG